Molecule: messenger RNA, 300 nt
Organism: Macroventuria anomochaeta
Lineage: Eukaryota; Fungi; Ascomycota; Dothideomycetes; Pleosporales; Didymellaceae
Exons: 1
Coding region: 1-300 (99 amino acids)
Source: RefSeq, a predicted model, not a curated record
AUGAGGUCGAGCUUCGCCCUGGAAUGGCACUUCACCUCCUUGCAUUAUUUGGGAGUCUCCGAGGCGAAGGUCAAACGACGAACGAUGAGCUCUGAGCUGGACCUGCACUUCUUCCAGCGGUCGACAGUUGAGCAGCCGGUGUCGGAGAUCGUCCAGCAGAUGUACGACGACCGAGCGCUGAAGCGCAAGUUCGGCCUGCGCGGUUCUGUAAACUUCGAGAACCACGCCAACACAUUAAGCCCGGAGCAAGAAGUGGAAGAGGGCUUGCGGAAUCUGUCGAUAUCUGGCGGUCACCAAUGA